AGACUCCUACCAAUUAACAUUUGGAAUCUCCCCCUUCUAAUUUUCUGCUUUCUUUGAGUUAUUCAAUUUCAAUUUUUCUUUCUCUACCACAUCGAAAGAGACAGAGAGGAAGGAGAAAUGGAAGAGCUAAAGAACUAUGGGCAUCAACAUCCACUGUUGAUGUUAAAUGAAGAGCAGUUGCUUGGCAAUGGCAAUGGAGUUGUUGAUUGCUCAAGGUGUGGGGAGAAGGUGUCAGCUCCAUGUUUUGGCUGUGUGGAGUGCUGUGGGUUUUACCUCCACAAGAAAUGUGCCGAGGCACCUUUGGAGCUUAAUCAUCCUUUUCAUCGCCACCAUCCUCUCCUGCUUCUGCAGAAUCCACCUUACACUCCUUACACAAGGUGCGUUUGCGAUUUCUGUAACGAAGCAUGUGAGAAAUUCAUUUACCAUUGCUCUUGUGGCUUGGACUUUCAUAUUAAAUGUGCUUUGUUUACAUUUAAUAUUGCUGAAAGAAAUUUGAAAGAGCUUGAGCAUGUGGCCCUUGAGGAUCCAUCGUUUUCCUCUAAAAACGAUGGUGGAAACCUGGGUAAGUGUUUUGUGUGCUGGGAACCAUUAGCAAUGUAUACAUACUUCUUUCUUGAUUGUGGGUUUAAAUUGCAUAAGAGGUGUGCUGAGCUUCCUCUCAAAAUGGAUCAUUCGUGUCAUCGCAAACAUCCUCUUGUUUUGCAAUUUAAUAGUGAACGGCGUGCUUGCAAAAUAUGCCAAGUAACUCAAGGAAGAGGAUAUUUGUAUGGUUGUUCACCUUGUGAGUUGGCUAUUCACAUUGAUUGUCUGUCGCCAUUACCAGUUAUCGAAAGCUUGCUUGCUGUACAAGAAACCAACUUACAAGGUCAGAUCAAUCAAUUGAAGACAGAACUUAAUGAGAAAGACAAAGAUUGUGUUACUGCAACAGUAAACAAUCUCGUGGCCGAGGUUCGUUCUCGUGAUUUACAGAUCAGACAAAUGGAGGACCAUUUACAACAAUUAAGCAAGGAACAUAUGCAGCUAACAAAGAAUCUAGAAGAUGAGUUGAAAUUGAAGAUAAAGGACCUUGAGAAGGAAGUGGAUAAGCAAAGGAACAUGAUCUUAGAUGUGUCAGAAGAGAAAAGAGAGGUAAUAAGACAGCUUACAUUCAGUCUGGACCAUUACAGGAGUGGUUAUAAAGAGCUUCAGACAUUCCUCAAGCACAAACGACAAGCGUUUAUCGCUUUAUGAGUUCGAUUAAAUAUGAGUAUCGGUAUAGUUACUUGUCUGGAUUGUCUUUUUCCCUUGAUGUAAUCUUUCGUUUAACUUGUUUUAUGAACUUAUUAGUACUUAAAUUUGAGUUUCUGUGGGAAGUUUUGGGUGAUA
This is a messenger RNA of Gossypium raimondii (Peruvian cotton), 1365 nucleotides long. RefSeq lists its product as uncharacterized. The record is from RefSeq and is a predicted model, not a curated record. The transcript is spliced from 2 exons. Lineage: Eukaryota; Viridiplantae; Streptophyta; Magnoliopsida; Malvales; Malvaceae. Bases 118 to 1230 code for a protein of 370 amino acids.